UUUUUCCGUUAUUCCACGCCCUUAUUUUUAAGAAUCUAUAGAAAGGACCUUGAUUUUAUCAUUUAUAUUUUUGGAUUGUCAAUAACGUUGAGAGACAUAAAUACUUUAUUAAGAAAUUGCCUACUGUAGCUCAAAAAAUACUGGUUUGGAAAUACUGGUCUUAAGGUUAUACUAUAUUCUAUUUGUCGUUGGAAGUUUGGUGAGUUGUUGACAAAGAAUUAAAUUUUACUGUUUUUGUAUUGUAGAUUUACUUCACUGAUUUCCAUGUAACUCAUAUAUUCUAUAUACGUAAUACACAAUUAGCUCUUUAAUAAUGCUGUAACCUCGCUGACCGAGGCCGCUUUUUAAAAAAAAUUCCAAGUCUUAUUUUGGCUCAGAUCAGGUUAGUCCUGUUAUGAACAGCCCCUUCCAUUUCUGACACUCUAAAUAACUGAACAAGCCCAGUGUGGGAUCAUAUCUCAUCUAAGACAUCAUGGACACGGGUACAACUGUGUUGUUACUGCUGAUGCUUUUUGUGGGGACUGUCUCCUCGGGUUCCCCCAUCUUUUAUGGAAACAGCAUUAGUUUCAUGCCACUGAAAAAGAAUGAAGAUGGAACUAUUGGGGUUUCCUUUACUCACAGACAGAAUGGCUGGAGUUCAUGCUCAUAUGAGUCCACCCUUGAAUGUGGGAAUGGGCUCUGCACAGAUUACAACAAGUUAAGUAUCCUACAGACAGACAAGGAUGAAUCCGAAGACAAAAAAUGGUGCCAGACUGAAGGACUAACGACAGCAACUGUCUCAACCAAUGACACCUACUUCACUCUGAGCGGCUCUGACUGCUGCUGGUUGUCUAAUUCUGAGAAGGUAAAAAGAUGGAGAAGUGAAGCACAGUUAAACCUGGGAACCCGAUCUGACACACUGUCUCUGAACAACUGUCCUGUCACCACAACAGUGGCAAAUCUAAGAGUUCCUCAGAACUGUUUUUCAAGGAUACAACUUCUGGCUCAGGAUCCGGACAGGGAUGACGUCAAAUGCAGUUUCAGUCCAGAUGCAACAAUUCCUUCAAAUUUUGCAAUUGACAAGGAGACUUGCACACUAACCAGUACAGGUCAAGUUGACACUGGCAAUCAUGUGAUUGAGAUAAUGCUGGAGGACUUUCCCACUAACAACAUCACACUGACCUAUAGAAAUGGAACAUCAGUGCUUCGUAAAACCUCAGACGAGAACUUAGCGCCUCUCUGCAGAGUUAAGCUUCAGUUCCUGGUGGAGAUUUUAUCUUCAGUACCAAGUUGUGAACUAGGUAAUGUGCAGCCCAUGUUCUUGUCCAAGACUCCAUCACAUGGUGAUGUUCUUCAUGCCAGCGUUGGCCAACCAUUCGAGCUCCAUGCUGAAGCAAAGGCCCAAAACAGCAGAAUCGUCGACUUCCAAAUAAGUGGGCCUCAGAACAUCAGCAAGGAGUUUCAAACUGGUGGCCAAGGAACAGCUGAAGUCACCAUCACCUGGACACCACAGAGCCAUCAUGCAUAUGCGUUUGUCCCUUUCUGCUUUACGGCAGAGACAGAUGAAUUCCAAUCAGAGAUGAGGUGUGUUACUGUCUUGGUGACCCGUGCAUCUAUCGUUCAAGGUGAGGCAAAAGUUGAAUGUUUACCCAACAUAAUGAAAGUCAUCCUGGACAAAGCUUCCAUGCCUGGUAUUGACGAAAGGUUUCUGAAGCUGAGAGACCCUUCCUGCUCCCUGUCCUCCAAUGGCACUCACAUCAUGGGGACCAUGUCCCUCAGCACCUGUGGCACAACACUGGAGGAUCUAGGUGACAAAAUUGCCUUCAAGAAUGAGAUCAACUCCUUUGUACUGCCAGAUGAGAUCAUAACCAGGAGGAAGGUGGUGAAGAUCGAUUUCUCCUGCCAGUUUCCCAAAAGUCUCAGCAUCUCCAACUACUUCAGUAUCCACAGCACAGACUACAUUUUCACAGAGUCCGGCUUUGGCAGUUUCAGCUACAAUUUUGAGAUAUUCAAAGACAACAAAUUUCAAGAUAAAGUAAACUCCAGUGCCUACCCAGUAGAGGUCCGGCUUUUGGAUACAGUCUACAUGGGCAUUAAAGCUCAGUCUGAGAUUUCCAAUGUGAGGAUAUUUGUGGAGUCAUGCAAAGCUACUCCUGACAAGAAUCCUGAAAAUGUCCUCUCCUAUGACCUCAUCAAGAACGGGUGUAUCAAAGAUGAAACAUUGAAAAUCUACCAAAGUGAAGACGUGGUGUUCAACUUUGAGGUUCAAGCCUUCAAGUUUACAGGGAACUAUGACAAGGUGUACAUUACUUGCUCUGUCAUCAUGUGCGAGAACACCUCUCCCUACUCCAGAUGUGCGCAGGGUUGCCUUGACGAACCGAUCAAACGCAGGCGCAGGCGAGACACGAGCAGAGAGACUGAUAGACACUACAUAGCCCAAGGUCCUUUUGUGAUUGUUAAGAUACCUGGUUCGAUCGAAGCUCUAAAUGAUACUAUGUUCCUGAAGAUGGACAAUGUCCAACCAGUGAACCCUAAGUCAUUCGCUACAGACAUGGAGAGCGGACAAGGAAACUGGAAUGUACAACAGAUACUCUGGAACCAAAUCACUACUAUAAUGUUUGCAAGUGCCUUCAUAGUGUUACUUGUGUUGAUCGCUGUUGGUUUUUGUUACAUCAGUAAGAGGGGAAUCAGGGAAGAUCGCAAAGCUCUUAUCUUAGGCCUUGAGAACUAAACUUUACUAAUCUGAGCUUUUCACCACAUCUUGUUUGUUAGCUGGAGGUCCAGUGUGUAGGAACAGUUGUUGAAGACCGUCUAAAUCUAAAUUCUAAAUGAAUCCUGAAUCAAAAAAAGGCCAAAAUCAAAUGCAUCUUUAUUUGAAGAGUCUUGUGGUCCUAAGGGGCAAACACUCUUUGUCUCUGUAGAUUUAAAGCAAGUCUGUGGGAUUGAGGGGAGGCUGGUGUCCUAGCCAAGUUGUCUAGCUGUCGAGUUUAUUUGGACUAUGAAGUGAAAGUGUUCACACCUACAGUUCCCAGUUGGGUUUUACCCACAUGCAGUCCACCUUCAAUUCACUUGGUUUACACUGGAAUUUUUGCAGGUUCCUAACAAUUUUAAAAUAUGAUCUAAACUAAAGAGAAAGGUUUGGUUUUUGAAAACAGUCAAAUUGAAUUGAAAAAAAAAGGAAUCUAGUUGACAUUAAGUGAAAAGAAAUUCCCCAUAAAUAUACAGUUAUGCUAACAGAUCCACAGGAUUUGAGUUCCACAAACUGGACCCUCUAAUGAUAUGAUAUGAUUAUUGUGUUUUUCUGCACACAUUUAUAUAGCACUUUCACCACUUUGUCUAUACUUUAGUGUAUUUGCAUUUUGCAUUGCCUUAAUGCAUUCUUUAUGAAUCUGAAGACACCUUGAAAUUAAUAAAUUACGAAUUUUCAUCAUUAAAAAAAAUAUAUAUAUGUAUGAUUUGGUCUAAAGAAAAUUUCAGGAGUUGUGUGAUACUACUCAGGGUCUCUGUAUAAUUAACUCCGCCUCAUUUUCCAAGCAUUUUAAUUUCUUUUUAUUGGCACUUGAUUCAAUUCCUUCCAGAGUCAAACAAUUCUCAUCUAGUGGUUUUAUCUGGUUAAACAGGAUUUUUUAACAAUACAUUUUACACACAUUUAAUUUCUUUCUUUCUUUAAUUGUAUUUCCGGGGUUACUGAAUGGCUGAGUUACACCCGACAUUAAAACAAUAAAAGGUUAUUGUGCAACUACAA
Messenger RNA from Cynoglossus semilaevis (tongue sole), 3724 nucleotides. RefSeq lists its product as uncharacterized. The coding region runs from base 473 to 2710 and encodes 745 amino acids. Lineage: Eukaryota; Metazoa; Chordata; Actinopteri; Pleuronectiformes; Cynoglossidae. The record is from RefSeq and is a predicted model, not a curated record. The transcript is spliced from 13 exons.